AUGGCGACGGGCAGAGUCACGGAGACGAGAACCAUCAUCAUCAUCACCACUAAAACAUGGCGACGGGCAGAGUCACGGAGACGAGAACCAUCAUCAUCAUCAACCACUAAAACAUGGCGACGGGCAGAGUCAUGGAGACAAGAACCAUCAUCAUCACCACCACUAAAACAUGGCGACGGGCAGAGUCACGGAGACGAGAAACCAUCAUCAUCACCACUAAAACAUGGCGACGGGCAGAGUCACGGAGACGAGAAACCAUCUUCAUCAUCACCACUAAAACAUGGCGACGGGCAGAGUCACGGAGACGAGAAACCAUCAUCAUCCCCAUCACUAAAACAUGGCAACGGGCAGAGUCACGGAGACGAGAAACCAUCUUCAUCAUCACCACUAAAACAUGGCGACGGGCAGUCACGGAAACGAGAAACCAUCAUCACCACCACCACUAAAACAUGGCGACGGGCAGAGUCACGGAGACGAGAACCAUCAUCAUCAUCAACCACUAAAACAUGGCGACGGGCAGAGUCACGGAGACGAGAAACCAUCUUCAUCAUCACCACUAAAACAUGGCGACGGGCAGAGUUACGAAGACGAGAACCAUCAUCAUCACUAAAACAUGGCGACGGGCAGAGUCACGGAGACGAGAACCAUCAUCAUCAUCACCACUAA
Ylistrum balloti is the source of this 666-nucleotide messenger RNA. RefSeq lists its product as uncharacterized. The record is from RefSeq and is a predicted model, not a curated record. Bases 1 to 666 code for a protein of 221 amino acids. Lineage: Eukaryota; Metazoa; Mollusca; Bivalvia; Pectinida; Pectinidae. The transcript has a single exon.